Molecule: messenger RNA, 3046 nt
Organism: Gracilinanus agilis (Agile Gracile Mouse Opossum)
Lineage: Eukaryota; Metazoa; Chordata; Mammalia; Didelphimorphia; Didelphidae
Gene: EHHADH
Product: enoyl-CoA hydratase and 3-hydroxyacyl CoA dehydrogenase
Exons: 6
Coding region: 65-2284 (739 amino acids)
Biological process (GO): fatty acid beta-oxidation
Cellular component (GO): peroxisome
Molecular function (GO): (3S)-3-hydroxyacyl-CoA dehydrogenase (NAD+) activity; NAD+ binding
Source: RefSeq, a predicted model, not a curated record
UUUGCCUUUCUUCUUCUACCUGUAGUAUUCUGAUCACAGCUAGUUUCAUUAGAAGGUGAAAAGUAUGGAGAAUAGGGCCAUGAGAGCAAGGAUAUAUUUUCCCAUUAUUGGAGUGGGGAGCCCAUUAUGGAAGGACAAGGGUCCUGAAGCUCGCUCUGUUAUUUCACAUGUAUUUUUUUUUUCCAGUAAAGCUGUGAUAGAAGACCUGUUGGAAGGCCUGAGGAAAGCCAAAACCGAUCCAGCUGUGAAAGCCAUCAUUCUCUGUGGAGCAGAUGGAAAGUUCUCUGCAGGUGCUGAUAUUCGAAGCUUUGCUGGCCCUUUACAGAGGACUCAUUCAUUAGACGGAGUCAUUGACAUGCUAGAGAAAAUGGAGAAGCCUUUGGUGGCUGCCAUCCAGGACCUGGCUCUGGGAGGAGGUCUGGAAUUGGCACUGGGAUGUCACUACAGGAUUGCCAAUGCCAAGGCUCGAAUCGGCGCCACAGAGGUCACCCUUGGACUUAUCCCUGGUGCACGAGGGACCCAGCUUCUCCCCAGGCUCAUUGGGGUACCUGCUGCCCUUGACCUGAUCGUCUCAGGGAGACACGUUCUGGCUCCUGAAGCACUCAAACUGGGGAUACUGGACAAAGUCGUCAACUCUGAUCCAUUUGAGGAAGCCAUCAAAUUGGCCAAAGAAGUUUCCGGUCGGCCCAUCGGUUCCCGGAGGCUCAUGACGAGGCAGGUUCCGGAUCUGCCCGAUAUGGACAAGGUUUUCCAGGAAGCCCUGUUGCGGACGAGGAAGAAGUACCCGGGCUGUAUUUCUCGGGAGGCCUGUGUCCAAGCUGUCCAGGCUGCCGUCCGGUACCCCUACCCAGAAGGAUGCAAGAAGGAGAAAGAGCUCUUCAUGUACCUUCUGAGUUCAGGACAGUGUAAAGCCUUACUUUACGCCUUCUUCGCUGAGAGAUCGGUGAGGAAAUGGUCAGCUCCCUCCGGGGCGUCAUGGAAGACCUCCUCUGCUCGGCCGGUCUCGUCUGCAGCCGUCGUGGGUUUGGGAACGAUGGGAAGAGGCAUUGCCGUCUCUCUGGUCAGAGCGGACAUCCCCGUUAUUGCCAUGGAGCAGGAUGAGAAGCAGCUGGACCAGGCCAGAAAAGUGAUCUUCACCCUCGUAGAGAAAGAAGCCUUCAAGCGGAAGCAGAGCGGCCAAGAGUGGACCCCGCCAAGGAUCCGAUUUACUACUUCCCUGGACGAGGUGGCCGGUGUGGAUUUGGUGAUCGAGGCCGUAUAUGAGGAAAUGGAGCUGAAGAAGCAGGUCUUCAGCAGGCUGUCGGCCCAAUGCAAGCCUUCGGCCUUUCUCUGCAGCAAUACGUCGGGCCUGGACAUCGAUGAGAUAGCUUUGGCCACGCGGCACCCGCAGCAGGUCAUCGGCACCCAUUUCUUCUCCCCAGCUCACGUGAUGAACUUGUUAGAGGUCAUCCCUAGUCGUUAUUCCUCCCCUGCUACCAUCGCCACCAUCAUGAGUCUGGCGAAAACCAUCGAAAAGGUUGGUGUCGUUGUUGGAAACUGCUUUGGAUUUGUUGGCAAUCGAAUGCUGGCUUCUUUCAGAGAACAGGUUUAUUUCUUAGUGGAAGAUGGCGGUCGGCCAGAGGAAAUCGAUCAAGUUCUGGAAGAGUUUGGUUACAGAAUGGGUCCUUUUCGAGUGUCGGAUCUGGCUGGGCUGGACGUGGGUUGGAAAUCCCGAAAGAGCCAAGGCCUCAUAGGGCCUACAUUGCCCCCAGGAACGCCUCUGCGCCAACGUGGCAGCCAACGGUAUUGCCCAAUUCCUGAUAUUCUGUGUGAACAUGGAAGAUUUGGCCAGAAGACUGGCAAAGGCUGGUAUCAGUACGACAAACCAAUGGGCCAGAUUCCCAAGUCUGAUCCCUGGAUUUCCAAAUUCCUAUCCGAGUACAGGCAGAGACACCAGAUUGAGCCUCGGGUCAUAGAGCCGGAGGAGAUCCUCGAGCGCUGUGUGUAUUCUCUCAUCAACGAAGGCUUUCGGCUCUUAGCAGAUGGCAUGGCUGCUGGCCCUGAGCACAUCGAUGUCAUCUACAAUAAUGGUUAUGGAUGGCCCAGGCAUAAAGGAGGGCCCAUGUUCUAUGCCUCCACAGUGGGACUCCCCACAGUAGUAGAGAAGUUACAGAAAUAUUACCGGAAGAAUUUGGACAUCCCCAAGUUGGAGCCUUGUAAUCUUCUGAAGAAAUUGGCCGCCCAGGGAAAUCCUCCCCUUCGGGAAUGGCAGAGCUUGGGGGGUCCUCAGACUAGUAGACUGUGACUUCACUCACCUACGUUCUUCAGGUGGAGACUUUCACGCACCCACCUCAGGCAGACGUAGUUAAACUAAAUAGAAACUCAAUCAAAGGCUUUUAACAGGCUGGCAAAGCACAAUCUGUUGGCCAAUAGGCAUUUCAAAUUAAAUGUCCCAUUGGCAUCUCAAAUUCAACAUGUCCAAAAUGUACUUUUAUCUUUCCUCCCAAUCCUUCUAAAUUCUAAAUUAUAUAAUUAAUAAUAGGGAAGUUCCCUACCUAGCUAAAGUAACAUGGAACUCUGAGGGAGAGAUAGAAAGUGGCAUGUGCCAAACAAGUCAGAUCAUCAGGACCACUUGACCCCCUCCUCCUCUCAGACCUCAAUGGAGAUGGCCCAAGACCCUUAAUUCAAAAGUUUUGGAAACAGUGUCUCUCACCCCAUUGACUCUACUUGCAGCCUCUGACCUUGCAGUCAUUCUUGAAAGAGAAACCAUCACAGAGGAGUUGUCUUUUUUUACCAACAGCAACACCAGAUGCCACUGAUGGGCAGGUAAACCUAAAAUCCUGGCCAAGCUAGCACCUUCCAGACUAAGGGCUGUGCUUCCAAUCUAGCCUCAACAGCUAUCAUCCUAAGAAGCAUCCUCUGUAUCUGCAACGCUGCAACCAAAGCUUCUAAAGAUACAUAACAAAAAAGUCCUCACCAUCAAAAUCCUUGCCACUCAGAGAAUUGGAAAUUGAGAGAAUGUCCAUCAAUGGGGGAAUGCCUAAACAAGUUGCGGUAUAUGAAGGUG